Molecule: messenger RNA, 1466 nt
Organism: Phycodurus eques (leafy seadragon)
Lineage: Eukaryota; Metazoa; Chordata; Actinopteri; Syngnathiformes; Syngnathidae
Gene: pold3
Product: polymerase (DNA-directed), delta 3, accessory subunit
Exons: 12
Coding region: 67-1386 (439 amino acids)
Biological process (GO): DNA replication; DNA synthesis involved in UV-damage excision repair; DNA strand elongation involved in DNA replication
Cellular component (GO): delta DNA polymerase complex; nucleus
Molecular function (GO): DNA-directed DNA polymerase activity
Source: RefSeq, a predicted model, not a curated record
AUCGCCUGUACAGGAAGUAAAUAAAAAGUAUUCCCGCGUAGUUUCGUGUUUUCAAACGAUUCCUAAAUGCAAUUAUUUGACAAAAUGGACGAGCUUUAUCUGGAUAACAUCGACGAGUACGUCAACGACCACGACAGGAUAGUGACAUAUAAAUGGCUGAGUCUCACUCUUGGAGUCCAUGUUAACACAGCUAAACAAAUGCUAUAUCACUACCUGGAUCACAAAAGGAAGGAGAGCUCAGCUCAGCUCCAUGCAACGUACUUGGUGUCGGGAAAGUUUGUGGAUAAUGGUCACACGAGUCAUAAGGUGUCAGUGGUGCGCGAGGAGCAACUGGAAGAUUUCAAGUCCAAGAUGAGUUUGAUUGUGAGCGUGCACGUUUACAGCGUCCAGAAAGCUCUACUAAGGGACAGCGGGCCGCUCUACGCCGUCGACUAUGAUGCCGUCAAAGACAACCUGCUCAACUGUAGCAAGUACAGCGCCAUCCGCUGCCCCGGUGCCAUUCCCAUGUCCUCAGUGGAACGCAACACGCGGCAAGCUCCGGCUCCUCCUGUUCCAGAGCCGCAACAGAGCAAGAAGCCUUCCACGAUCGGUGACGCUGCUUCCAAAGCCACGGCGACCAACGGCAUCAUGGGAAUGUUCGCCGGUAAAGUCGCAGCGGUUAAGAGCCAAGACGGUGGGAAAGAGGUUAAGUCACCUCCUCAGGAAACAGCGGAUGAGGUGGAUGUCCCUAAAGGUAAAGCAUCGGCAAAAUCCAAUCACCUGAUGAACUUCUUUGGCAAUCAAAGCACGAAGAAACAAAAGAAGCCUGUAAAGAAGGAGGAAGAAGCGGCAACGCAGUCUUCCUCGUCGCAGCUGCAAGAGCCGGAAAAAAAGCAAGAAGAAAAGGUCACGGCGGAACUGCCGAAGCACAACAAAAAAGACGCAAGCAAAACCAAACGUCAGCAGAGUUCUGACAGUGAGGAGGAGAAGAUGGAGAAGAAGAAGCGUCGAAGGAUCAAGAAGCCAGUGCCCGACAGCAGCGAAGACGAAGACGUCAUUCCAGAUUCUCCACCACUGACGGCAAUGAAAGAACUAUCGCCAGAGCCUGCCAAGGAACCUGUUUCACAUCCCGGACUCCCCGGGAAUACUAAAAUACGCAAGCGCAGACGUGUGCUGAAGUCUCAAACCUUUGUGGACGACGAAGGUUGCAUCGUGACAGAAAAAGGCUACGAGAGCGAGUCGUACUCGGAAGACGAAAGCACUGCCCCCGCCUCCAUGCAAGUGGCGACGAAAAAUCAGGCCAGAGCAAAAGCGUCGGCGAGCAAUGUUAAGAAAGGUCAGAAGAAAACAACAGAAAACAAAGCGACGAAACAAGCUUCCAUUAUGGGAUUUUUCCACCGGAAGUGAUGGACAUGAUGGACAUACACUUAUUCUGCAAAAGCUUCUGGUGCUUUCAUACAGCUGUAAUAAAACUCAAUAAACACUCA